AUGGCCGCGGCCACCCACGAGCAGCUCCGAUUUAACCAACACAUAGUCACUGUACUCUGGCCUCCCUUCAGACUCUGUGGGCCUCGGCCACCUAAGUGUUUGGAACCCCGACUCGACUCCAAUGCAAUGUCUGAAAAAGGCACACUGGUGGCUUCCCUUGUCUCAGGGAUAACAGCUUCAGCAGCCAUGGGCAAAGCUGGAGGGGCAGUCUCUGGCACCAUUCUAGCUGCCUCACAGGUUACCCACAAAGCUCCUCUUCCCACAGCCAUGACCGUCGCUGCCGUCCCCCUGCUGAGUGCUGUGGGCUUCACUGGGGCAGGAAUCGCUGCCUCCUCUCUAGCAGCUAAGAUGAUGUCCUUGUCAGCUAUUGCUAAUGGAGGCGGAGUUGCAGCUGGUAGCCUGGUGGCCACUCUGCAGUCAGUGGGAGCUGCAGGACUCUCCAUGUCAUCGAAAUUCCUCGUGGGCUCUGCAGGAUCUGCUCUGGUGACCUGUGUGAUGGGCAUCUGAGACUUGUAGCCCUUCUCUGCCCAGAGAAGGGGACACGGAAGGGGAGCUGACACCUCCCAGUUUGUCCAACCCUAGAGAGGGAUCAAUUAACCCCCGUGGACAAUCUGCCAAUGCCAAAUGCCUAAUUGGAAAUAAGAAAUAAAAUCAAAUGCUGCUGCCA
Messenger RNA from Peromyscus eremicus (cactus mouse), 667 nucleotides. Its product is annotated as interferon alpha-inducible protein 27-like protein 1. The record is from RefSeq and is a predicted model, not a curated record. Gene Ontology annotation, cellular component: mitochondrion; membrane. NCBI's taxonomy places the organism in Eukaryota, Metazoa, Chordata, Mammalia, Rodentia, Cricetidae. Gene Ontology annotation, biological process: apoptotic signaling pathway.